AUGGCAGACGGGACAAGAAUGAAGCAGAUGGAAACGCAGCUACAACAGACGACGACAGCCAUAGCGGAGAUACAGAACCGAGUGGCAUCACUGGAACUAUCGAUUGGAGCGGGAGUCGAUUCCAGAAUCGACCAGGCAAUGGAACGUUGGAGGAUGGAGAGUCGUGAGCAGAACACUCUCUUUCGGGAGCAAAUGAUGGAACAAAUGCAAAUGAUCGUGCGAAUGUUCACUCAACAGCAGCCAUUGAGGCUAUCUCCUGAAUUUCCUCCGCGAGACCGGACGGAGCCCAUAUUUCCAGGAGUAGGGGUAGAACCUCGACCAGGAGGAGCGUCGGAGUUCGAGUUCGAUACGGACACAAUGGGAGAAAAUGUAAGGGAACGGAGACCGGGACUAACAGCCCAUCGACACCAUCCGAACUACCCCACACUGAAGCUUGAGAUUCCUUUAUUUGAAGGAGAGAAUCCGAGGUGGUGGUCGAGAAGGUGCAAACGAGUAUUCUCCCUAUACCAAAUUCCAGAACAGCAAAAAGUCACCAUGGCUUCAGCUUACCUGAAUGAUACGGGGGAUGCUUGGUAUCAAGGGUGGCUCGCGGUCAAGGAAGGGAGCCCUUGGAGUGUGUUCGUAGAAGAUUUGUGUGUAAGGUUCAGAGAUAAGUGCAUGCGGGACAUUAUCGAAGAGUUUAACAAACUCAAACAAGAAGGAACGAUACAGGUAUAUCAGCAAAAGUUCGAGGAGCUUAGAUCGCUGAUGAUGAUACAUAAUCCUCAGCUUUCCAAGGAGUAUUACGUCUCGAGCUUCAUCAGUGGUCUAGGGGAUGAAAUUAGACCCAUGGUGAAGAUGAUGCAACUGCACUCAGUGAAACAGGCAGCCGAGAGUGCAAGGUUACAGGAGAUGAUCGUUGAUGCCAUGACCAAGAAACAAAGGAAUUCGGCGAAAGGGGUGAUCACGGGAGGUUGGCAAGCUGGAAAUAGGUUGCCACCCAGAGAAGGUGGGUUCCAAGGAAGAGGUGUAUUGGCUCUACCGGCCAAUAACUCCGCUUCCGCCCAAGGAGGAAGUCUGAUGGAGCAGAGGCGCGUAGCUGGCCUAUGCUACAAAUGUGGAGACAAAUAUUUCGUAGGCCACAAGUGCAAGAGGCAACUACUGUUGUUGGAAGGGGAAGACGAGGACAAGGAGGAAGAAGAAGAACUUUCGGAAAAUGAGAAGGAGGACCAAGGAGAGAUUUCGCUGCAUGCCUUGAAGGGGGUUAACCAUAGUAAGGUUAUCAAAGUUGAAGGAAAGGUCAAUAGCAAUCCGAUUAUGGUCCUCAUCACUCACAGCUUCUUGGAUGAAGCUGUGGCAAGAAAAUUGGGAUGUAAGGUCAGUCCUUCACUGCCAUUGUCAAUCAUAGUAGCGAACGGCAGCAAGGUGUUGAGCCAGUCCGCCUGUAGGGAUUUCCAUUGGGAGAUGAAUGGAGAAAAAUUUUCAACUGAUUUGAGGUUGCUCAAGCUAGGAGGCUGUGAUGUAGUGCUAGGGGUGGAUUGGAUGAAGGGAGUCAGUCCAAUCAGUUUCGAUUUCAACAAAAUGGAAGUGACUUUCGAGAAAGAUGGCAGCAAGAAGAUUCUAACGAGCAAACCAGAGGUGGGAGUAUGCAAAAUUAUCUCGGGUAAGAGGUUACAAAGGAUACUCAAGAGCAAGUUAUCACAGGUGGCUCAUCUAUUUUCUAUCCAUACCAUGGGUGUUACCCUCGGGGAGGAAGGAGAGGAACUUCAGCGGGCGCGCACACUGAGCAGCACCACCCAUAGUCCAUGGCAGGUACAUGAACUUGACUCCCUUAACAUACUGUUAAUUGAUUAUAAGGACCUCUUUUCUGAACUAAGUUCCUUACCUCCCGAGCGACCCUAUGACCAUGCCAUUAAUCUGAAGCCAAAUACUGAACCAGUAAACCUAAGAGCAUAUCGUUACCCACCCAGACAAAAGACUGAGAUAGAAAAACUCAUAACAGAUAUGCUAAAGAAGUCCAUUAUCCAAACCAGCCAUAGCCCAUUUGCAUCACCUGUAUUGCUUGUUAAAAAAAAGAUGGGUUAUGGAGGUUUUGUGUUGACUACCGUCAACUUAAUGCUAUGA
Molecule: messenger RNA, 2103 nt
Organism: Diospyros lotus (date-plum)
Lineage: Eukaryota; Viridiplantae; Streptophyta; Magnoliopsida; Ericales; Ebenaceae
Exons: 1
Coding region: 1-2103 (700 amino acids)
Source: RefSeq, a predicted model, not a curated record